AUGCCCGAGACACAGGCGAACUCUUUUUUUGAUCUCAAUUUGUGCUUCAGCGCUGCCUCUGUCCUGAAAUACAUUUGCUGCACCUCCAGUCCGGAAGAGCAUUCUCAGCUGAUUCAGCUGGAAGUCGUGCCCAAAAUGAUGAGAAUCCUGAGCGUGAUCCGAGACUUUCUGCCCCGCUUUGCCAACUCAAAGGCGAACUUCUCCUACGAGAUUCCGAGCUUUUGCACGAAUCCACAGACGAAUCAGCUCUACAAGCCCGUCUAUCGACUACUUCCAUAUACAGCCAGCACACGAUUGUUUCGGGAGAUUUGUGGCUCCAUCUCAAACUGCUGCCAAUGUUUGUCAAACUUGAUGUCAGAUCAAUUUCCGACCACCAACUGCAUUCCCUUGAUCCAGAUGUUGGCCUUCGAUGAGGGUGAUGGUCUUCGUGACCUCUAUGACAUGCUCCGAGACGUGGAGGUCGACAUCGGCAUCAACGAUCAGAGUUUGCUGGCAGAUCUUCAUCCUGACAUCACGCUGAUGGUGGAGUCGCUACGUGCCAUCACGAUCAACUGCAAUCGGAUCAUGCGCUCGAGAGUCUUGGAAGUGAUGUAUACAGCUCUGCAUCCGCAUGGCCCUGUGUUGCCCAAGAAGAACUCCAAGAAGCAGGAUGUCAAGGAGUUGAACCAUGACUAUCGAAUACUAACCUACCUCAAGAACUCUGGUGCUGAAGCUGAUGAGAAGCGCGAGCAGUUUUUCUUGCCUUCCAGAAUCGAUCGAGCCUUUACCUUUUCACUGUGGUCUCGAAUGGACAAGGGCAUUUCGACGCAGAUUCGAAUCGAAUGGGAUUGCCAUAGUUCACAAGAGUCCACCUUAGACUUGAAGCGGAUGGUGGAAGAAGGCUUGGAUGUGCUUCCAAUCGAUGCAUCUUUCCGCAUCAUUCGAAAGCAGCAGGACGACCACUUGCGCUUGCGUUAUGAAGAGCUUCGGGAACUCCGAGACGCAAACAUGCAAAAGCGCCGUCGUGUUUGGCAGUGGAUUGACAAGGGUGGAGCAGAUGUGCCCCCACGUCCUUUAAAGGAUAUGAAAGAGCUGAAAGAGCAGAAAGGAUGGGCCUACAUGUCUUUUAUCUUGGAGAUCGAAGAAGAGGACUUGAACAAGCGCGUGACCUCUGAAAGAGAGGACUUCGAGGAGGACAAUGCUCAGUCAGAGGCGUCUGCACGGGAGAAGGCAGUGGGAGACACUCAGGCGCACGCCAAGCUUCAGGUCUUCUACGGUUUAGCCAAAAGUUCGAAGCCUGCCCGGCCCAAGAUGCUUGAAAUCUCCAAGCCACGCUAUGUGUACCAUGUCCAGGAUCAGGACAUCAUUGGUGCUGGGGAGUUCACACUGACAACAUCUUCUUUAGGAGAAGGAACACCAACUAAUGAUGCAGCUCGCGCAAAUGCUGUGAGUAUGGGGUCGCAGCAGAUGAACCAGGACUCUGCUGCUUCAGCAGGUGAUGCACCAAGUGAGAAGCAGAGUGGCAACACAACUCCUGCCGCAAGUGUUGCGACAACCAGCAAGCUUCGCACCACAACAGUGAACAUGCAGCAGCAGCAACCACCACCUGUUAACUUUUCCGAUGACGAUUUCUCCAGAAUUCAACUGGAGACGUUCCUUCCAUUGCUCAUGCCGUUCAAGACCAAUGCAGCGGCCAACGCUGGACUUCUGACCAUCUCUCCUUAUGAAGUCAACACGCCAGAGCGCAGAGAAGCAGCCCGUAGAGCUAUUAUGAUGCCAGAUGUCUUCUUGUCUCGUGAUUUGGUCCCAGAGUUGGUGCCAUGCUGCAAGGUGGCCACCUCCACCGACCUUUUAAGUACCUUGUCCGCACACACUCUGUAUUUGCUGACGAUGGCUUUUGCUCGUCCAGAGCCCUUACAUUCAAGUGAAGAAGUCGAUGCCACCAUGAAACUUGGACAGUUCCAGCAAGUCUUAGAACAAUUUCGCAAGAAGUGCACCACUGGUACAGCGGAGGAAAACUUAGGUGGAAUUCGAGUCAUUGUGGAUGUGCUUUGGAAACUUUUUACCAGGAGGAAGAAAGUUCUGGACGAAAAACAAUACAAAUCAUUCGCGCAGAACAAGGAAAGUUUCGAAAAGGGCCCAUACUACUGGGUGAAGUUCGUCCAGAGGAUCCUGGAGCUUCUGACAGACUUAUGCAUCGGCCCUGAUGGCAACGCUAUCAAUGAAAUCCAAGACUUCAUCACUCGGGAGCUGAUUCAAACCAGUGAGGCCCUGAGUAUUCGAAGGCGCCCUCCACCAGAGUGUUCAGACAACAUUUGGGCAAAGACCAGCAUCACAGUUGAUGAUCACAUGCAUGCACGGGCUGAAAUCGAACGCCGAACUCGCUUCGUUGGCAGUGGGAAGGGCCUGAAACAGCUCAUGAGCCAGAAGGAUGAGUUCACCUUGUUGAAGCUUGGCACCUCGAUCUUCUUCAAUACCUUCGAUAAUGCCUUGGAAGAGGCCCAAGCACCGGAGGCAGAGGAUGAAGACGACCUUGCCCAGAUCAUCCGUAAUAUGGUCCCGCGCGUGCUGUGGAUGCAGCAGAGGGCGCAACCGCCGCGCUAUGAAGGCCGUGGCUAUGUUCAAGAGGACCUCGACUUCUUGCAGCCAAAUCAGAAGAUUCAGCCUUGCAGAUUCCUUUAUUUUGCACUGGUGAACUUGCUGGCACAUCUCACAGCUGAUCGAAACACUGACAACUCAGUACUCUUGCAGUCAGUGAUACCACCCAGCGUGGUGCGGGGUCAGCUCAUCCAGCGGGAGGUCUUGCGAAAUGCAGGGCUGGUUUUUUGCCCAGCCUAUUUGGCUGAACAACGACGCCAACAAGGUCAAGUGAAAGAAAGCCGAGAUGUCGCUGACCUAAGCGACCUCGCCGCGCUUUCUUCACACACAGCCUUGCUUCUGCAUGGUUUUUUGGGUCAGCCACCUUUUGCGGACGAGUCAAUUCGAAGUUCGGUCAUCAGCCAGGUAUACUUGGAUGGAACGCGGGCAGACGAUGAUGACAGUGCCUUUGAUGAGCUUCCUGGGGGAGGGUCAGCUCCUUUGACGCCUGAUGACCUCAAGAAGCUUUGCCACAUGUGCUCUUGGCAAUUUGCUUCUUUGGCCGAAUUGUGCCGUGACAUGGCAAGUCCCGGUCAGCCAAAGCCACGCUCCGACUUUUCGGAUUGCAUGGGGCACCUCGUCAGUGUGCUAAGCAUGUUGUUGUCCAAGCUCAUUGGACUCGGUUAUUUUGAACGAUUCCGCAAGGAGUCUGAGGAUCGACAACGGGAACUGCAAGAACGCCUCGAGCAGGGCGCCUACGUGAACGAAGAAGAUCUUGAACAGAACAAGUUGCCGACCUUUGAACUCCGUUGGGUCACUGAGCUGUUUAGUGCCAUGCACCGACUUGUGCAGGUGCAUCCAAUCGUUGCAACGGAUUUGUACUUGGCUGCCUUGAAGGAUGUUUGUCGCUUGUUGAACAUGUGCUGCUCAUUGUGUGUGAAUAUUCACGUGGAGUCCUUCAUGGAAACUUUUCUGGAAUUUCUGCCUGGCUCAGUCAAGGAGCUUGUGGGAGGACCCAACAUGAUUGGGCUCUCACAUGGAGCUGAUGAUGUGGGGAGACCAAUCUCUGUGGAGAGUAUUGAAGAGGUCCCAAGCUACAUCACCAUUAUCACAGACUUGGCGCAGAUAGCACUGCCCUGGCAGCCGCCCGAUUCGGGCGAUCGGGCAUGUCGAAAGGCCUUAUCUGGAUUUCUUCAUUGCCUUCUGGACUUCAUCGCGAUGAAUGACUCUGCUCUUGCCAUCGCAGCUGUCAUGUUGCUGUCGCGCAUUUGCCGAAGGCGCAAGGACUUUUUGGAGACUAUUCAGCGUUUGCAAUUGCUUUAUGUGGGUGAUGAGCCCAAGUUUGAGGCCUUGGAACCUUGGGUGCAGGAAGCAAAUCACCAGGUCAAAAAGAUUAAGCAAAUCGGCAAAGAGUUUGAGGACGAGAUGGACUAUAUUCGGCAAUGCAAUUUAGACACUGGGUGCUUGUUUGAGCCAUUUUCCGUUUUUCAUGAUUUUCCUCCAAUUGGUAGGAAUGGUUCUCCGGUCACCGCUGGGACUCAGAAAAGCCACCAGGACAUGUACACCGUCGGCUUUGCAGAUGGUAUUGAAUGGAGUGAAGAUGAUUUGGGCGACCGCAAAACCGUGGAGCAACAAGUCAACGACCCCCGCACCAUCGAAUACACCGACAAACACCAGGCUUCGGGAAUGGUCCUUCGGCUGUCUCAGUCAUCGAUGGGACUCAUUGAUGGCAAGGUGGUGAACGUGGAUUUUUUCAUCAAGUCCGUGUGCAAGACUGGAGAAGAAGACGACAACGAGGAUGAAGAUGCCAUGCUGGUGCCGAUCUAUGUGGGUGCCAUUUCUUCCAAAUAUGUUGGGGAGGACAACCGGCUCACGGGUGAUCGCCGUGGUCAUGCAGCUGAAGGUUUCUUCGGCUGUGAUGAAUUUGGGCAUCUCUACAUCAGUGGUCAUCGCACCGACGACAAGUUUGGCGGCUUCAAGAAGGGCAGCACCGUCGGAGUGGAGAUUGAUUACACUGAUGAGGCAAAGAGAGCCAUGUUCAUCAGUGUCGAUGGCUUCAGAGUUGGCGCCAUCCGUAGGGAAGUGGAUGAGGGCAUGGUGCCAUGUGUGAUUUUGAACGGAAUGGGACAGGUGGUUCGAGUCAACGUGGGUCGCCCCCGGCGUGGAAAAGGCCUACUGGUCAAGCGGGAGGAUACCCUUCAAGACGAGUGGCAGUCCAUCUACAAGGAUCAUCCCGAGCCGGACACCACGGUGAUUCACCUGAGCUAUCAGGUUGGGAAGGACCAAUGGUUCACACGGGUGAAGUCCGAUGAGGGAAGCAAGUACAAGGAGGAAUGUAUAUACGAAGGGUGGAAUUCAGCGUUUGCAGUCCAGCUGAAGGAUGAACAGUUGGCCAAAUUGGAGAAGAUCAAAGCCUUCUCAAGACAGUUUCAAGUGGAUAGCCGCCGUGUGAGCAUUUGGUGCAUCAAUGUGACCUUGACCGGUAUGUUCAUCGACUCAGCACAGAUUUGGCGGAGUCACCACUUGGCACAGCAGAAGGCUUGGAUGUCCUUCUAUACUGACAAGAGCGGCUCCCACCACCGGAAGGUGGCGACAGACUGGAAGGACGCACCUCGUGAUGAACAUGAUUUGGAAGAUGAAGCUGUCCAGGUGAUCACCGAACUGGAUGCCAAAUUCUGCCAUGGAGCUUACAAGCUGUUUGUGUGCUUUAAUGCAGAAGAUCCGCAGAACUUUUCUCCCGAAUAUGACAAGCAGAUCACGAUCAGGCUCAAGCUCACACCUCACCUUCCUCUACUGGGACCCAAGAAUCAGCUCAUCAAGCUCUUUAGUCACUUCUCCGCGGUGGUGGAGCAAGGCGAUGGGCAUUUGAUCCACUACAAGAAGGUGGAGCUUGUGGCGCUUCAAGUGCUUCAGUUGCUGAAAGGCUCGGAGAGGCUACGAAACAGCCUUCUUCAUGAUUCCAACGCAGAGGAUGAUUCCGCCGGCUACACGGUGUUCCAUGCCGCUGUUGAGUUCUUGAAGUCAUUUUGUGAGUGCGAACCUCACUACCGCGCCUUGUUUGUGAAGAAGGAGGUCUUUGAGUUCCUGGUCUCUUGCAUUGCGCUGGCUGAACAGGUUCCAGUGUCUCAAAUGCUUGUGUCGGUGUUUGCCAACAAUGACAUGAGGGUGAACAUGCAGUUUGUUGAAGAGCUGAUCAAGGCCAUGGAAGAGAAUUUUUCCAAGAACAAGCAAUCCUCCUUAAAUGCACUGCUGGUACUGACCAGUGUCGUGACGACUUUCAAUGACAAUGUCGAGACUCGUGACAAUGGCAGUAUCAUUAUGCGUCGAUUCAUGGAGAACAACACUGAGAAACGCAUCGAAAAUCCCUAUCUCCCAAUGGCUUUUGAGGCCUUCCGUGAUCAAGUUGAGUUCAUGAUCGGUGACAAUGAGAGGAUAGGUGACCACAUCAAGCAAAUGAAACAAGACGAGGUCAGAUCGGUUGCCACGAAGGACAAGCAGAGCCGAGCAAGUCAUGAACAAAAAAGGAAGAGCACAGUCGAAGCUGCAGAAGCUUCUGAAAGUCAGUCUGGUUCAGAGAAGAACAGCGGAUCUGAUUCUGAGGAUGAGCAAGGUGAGCCAGCCGCAAGCACAUUGCCUGUGGAUACACUGGGGACUUCUGCUACUGCAGAUGACAGCGAUGAAGAUGUUGCAUCCUCAGUCGAUGACGGUGUGGAACACGAAGCAGCGGCCACCUUUGGCACCAAGAAACUGGUGCUGUCGAACUUCUUUUCCAUUUGCUUCCAACUUGCCAGUAUUGAAUUGGUCAUUCGCUGCUCUUCCUUUGGCUUUAACAAGACAGUUCUGAAGCAUUUCAGCAAGAGUGUGACAGAGUCCCAGCGGGGCAAAGACGAAAUGGAAGAGGCAGAAGAAGGUGCAGUAGAAGCGGAAGAGGGAGAUGAAGAUGAUGAUGGAACUGUGGCGAGACAAAAGUAUUUUCGACACAUCAUUUUCUGGCUUUCCGCGCAGGACAACAUGAUUAAUAUUCCACUCAUUGUUCAGGAUGCCUUUUUACGAAUGAUGUGUGUGCUGCUGAAGCCUCAUGAAGUGGAGGAUGUGUUGCACAACCGUUUUACAGCCAAGCAGCGGCGAAUGCGAAGCAAUGCGAUCAAGCCCACCGACACAGUCUUGCUCCUUCUCAAAUGGUUUACAGAGUACUUCCGACGGUUUCCUGAGCUCCACUUGUUCUCCAACCGGAUCUCUCCUGUCGUGGAGGCCAUUGAUGAGCGAGUGGUCUAUGAUUUGUCGCCAUUCUUCGUUCGAGACCAUCUUUUGCUGCUUUUCACUCAGGUGUUGCAAGCUUACAAUCUUCAGAGAACAUGGGGAAAAGAUUGGUUCUCAAACUAUGCGAGAGGAGGCGCUGACGAUCAACCACCCAAUGUUUCUGAGCCUGUCUUCGCGGAAUUGGUUCGGCGUCACGCGUUCGAACUGCCGGACAAGGAGCAAGAGGCCUCGGGAGUUCAGGCGAGAGGAAAAGGUGCCCAAGGGGAAGGUGAGGAGGAUGCCAGGCUCAACAUGACGGACAUCUUGGAAGAUUUGUUCAAGGUGUUAUUCAAACAGCAAGACUGGGCUGCGGAAGACUGGGGUGUGGACCAAGAACUCAUGCUCAUCAUCAAGUUGAUUCUAUCCUUUGGCCUGUUGGAUGCUCAAGAAACAGCAGCAGCGAAACUUUGCCUUCAACGUUUGGGUGUCGGCUUAGAUCAGGACUUUCAAGCCGUUGAGCACAUCCAGUUCACAGACUUCGACCAUCCUGAGCAGGGAGGAGGGGUCGGUUUGGAGGACGAUGAGGAAGGUGAUCGCCGCAAUCGAAAGAAGAUGGUUGGUUUGCAUCGUGGCUUUGUUGGACAAGAUGAUGAGCACUACACAGCAGCAUUUACAACAAUGAAGCCCUCGGAAGACUUUGGAGGUCGACUUCCUGAUGUUGCCCGCCUCAAUCCCUCGGAGAAGCGGGUACGUCAACAAGAGCAUCUUCAGGACUUUCUCUAUGAGUUGGUGGAGAUGCCGGACAUUGCACUCGCGAAGUCACUACAUGUUGACGUCAAUUUAUGGCGUCGACAGCAAAUCCACCAUGCCACAUUUCUCCUCAAGGGCAGCCAAGAGCGUGUGUGGCAUGUGGGCAAGGAGAUUGUGCAGCAGCUGAAAGGCCUAAGCUUGAAACUCAACUCUGGAGAGAAUCUCUUACAGGAGUUCAGUUGCGAAGUACAUGUCCUACGUCCCGGCGAUGGACAACACAUCGCACUGUCCAUCGAAAAGGGUGAACGAGAGACACGGGCAGGUCAUACACAAUGGCGUGGCCAUGGCACUGCUGGCGGAGGUGUCAGCAACCAGAUCUACUUCGAGGUGGAAAUCAAUGGCAAAGAUGUCGUUUUCUUGCGAGACAUGUCUUUUGAUCUUGGACGUGUCAAGGUAACUCUGCAACUUCUGGGUUGCCACACCUUGACGCUUCGAAGUCGAUGCCUCUUCGACACACACGAGUAUCAGCUUGUGGUGUCGAACCCUCGGAUGACGGCAUUGACAACUCCAAAGGCAUUUGAUCCUGAAGUUGUUCUUCGUGCAGUGAAGGUUGGUGCAAAGAGGCAUGCAAACACCGUACGACCGCGGCCAAGUCAAGAAGAUCACAAUGAUUCGCUUGAGAUCAAGGAACAUGCAGCACAAAAGGAUGUGGAAGGCAUUGGUGGAAAGAAGAUGAGCAUGGCCAAAAAGGUCAUCCACGAGCUGAUGCCGCGGUUCACUGAGAAGGUGAUUGAUCUGAUCGAGGAUCGAUGCUUUAAGUUCGAGCGUCAAUCCAAAGGACUUGAUGAGCAACUCCUCCAGGCCACACGAGAACAUGAGCAUGAAUUUAUCAUCUCCGUGCUCCGACAAGCGGUCUCCUUCGUGAUGCUGGAUGUCUUCUUGGAGAAAUUGGAAGUGGACAAUGCAGACUUGCUGUACAUCCAACACCCGAACAUGGUGGAAGUCUACGAGAUCAUCCAGGAGGAUUCGGUGGACCAAGAUGAGCUGGAUGAUGUGCCUGGGAUCCUGAAACGUCGCAUCGACGAUGGAUCCGACUCCGAGGAGGGAGUGCGAGAGUUGAUGGCUUUGGAAGAACGUCAGCUCUUGGUGCAGACCUGGAUCAUGCGUUUGUGCCAUGCCAUCCGCACCGUUGCAUUCUUGGGUAUUCAAAAGAUGGACAUUCUCAGUGCGACAGACGGUGUGGAUGAUGAGCAGGAUGAGAAGCAAAGUGAUGAUUUGGGACUCAACGAGGGCGGCUCUGCAGAACUGACCCGGUGGUCCUCCUGUCGAGCUGUCCUGAACAUCCUUCAGGAAUUGCUGAGCCGAAAUGAAGAGAUUGAAGAGGUAUGGGCCAGAUUUGUGGCUUCAAGUUCAGAAUGCAUUGUCAACAACCCCAACGGGAAGCUAAAUUUGACCUUCCUCACCGAGAAGGCGACGUUCUUUUGCCCCUUUAGUUACCAACAGAGUCAAUCUGCUGGAAGUUUCAGCUUCACCGCCGCCAAGCUCAAGAACUUCUUCGAUGAAGCUCAAGUGCCAGAGGUGGAUCCUUUAAUGUUGGUCUCGAUUCUGCUCUACCAUCCCCAAGCGUUGAUGCGGCUGGAGGCCUUCAAGCUGGGCUGUCGCAUCCUCCGUGAUCCCAAUGUCGUUCUGCAGGAAGCCUACAAGACGCACACGAGCGCUGACAUGCAUUUGCAGAAGGCCAUUGGUUUUCAAUUUUGCGUCUUCGAGGACUUGUACAAGCGCGAUACCUACACUGAAAACCACAUUGAUAUGAUGGCUGGGAUGCUGAAGCUCAUCCAGCAGUUGUGUGAAGGUCACUUGCAGCCUCUUCAGGAGUUCUUGGGAGCCGACUACACGGUCGAAGAACUGGAUAUCUUUUCGGCGAAGACGUUGCCUGGAGCUGAUGAAGAGGAUGAACACAAGGUCGCACAAGGGCGACGACAAGAUCAGGAGGAGCAGAAGAAUGAACAGCCUACGAAUAUUGUUCAGUGGACUUCUCAAAUGAUUCAUAUGAUCUUGGAGAGCAUGCAAGAGGUGACACUGAAUGGCCGUGAAAAGCAAUAUGUUUUGGUCCAGCAACUCUUUGAUACUGCUGCCGAACUGAUUCAAGGUCCCAGUAUGGAAAAUCAAGCCACCCUUCUGGAGAACGGGAUUUGUGCAGAUAUCAACUUGUUGUGGCAGAAUUUGCGGAGAGACGAAGGCACCUUUCGAGGCUUGAUCCAAGACAAUGAGGAGCUCUUUGAUACCUGGAUGGAUCUGCUAAGAGUCAUGCGUUCAGCGGAGAUUGCGGCCUUGAAAUGUGCCAUGUCCUUACUGGAAGAACUCCAGUUAUCCGAAGAUGACAAUGACUUUGCGAAGCAACAGGAACAGGUGGUGCUGCACAAAACGACCACCUUGGCGCGAAUGAUCCAGGAAUUGGCACCCAAAGUUUUGUGUUGGAAGAUCAUCACACAUUGGAAUCUGAGCUCUGAGGCUGCAGACCCACAAUUUGAGAUCACUCCAAAUGAUGAGGAUGAAGUCGGUGAGAGCGAUAAGGAUGAGAAUGAAGAGACCGACGAACAGAUUGUGAGGCCUAAGAGAGAGAAGGCUUGCUUGACAUACACCUUGGAUGAGCAGUAUGAGGACUGCUUGAAAGUCUGUGGCUUGUGCUACUCUCUUUUUCAUGCGGUCUUCAAUGCACCUGAGACCAAGACGCCCUUGUUUCGAGAUGUGAAGAUUGAACAGCCGGUGGACCGGGUGGCAUACACCAAACAAGACUGGAGUGUUGCAAAGACCAAGAUGUUUGAUCAGUUCUUGGACAAGGUGCAGAAGAUGCUCGGGGAAAAGUACCUGCACUUCCUCUUUGGCCAGGUGGAGAUCGUGCGCGGCUCCCGGCUGCAGCGGAUCUACUUCCUGGUGCCGAAGUCGAUCCGGGUGCUGAAGAAUCACUCAUUGAUCCACAAAUGGCAAGAAGAAUGCCUUGUGGCGGUGGAGCGUUCAUCACCCGAGGCACAAAUCGAUGAUUUUGCCGACAUGGUCAACGGACAGUACAUCUCAUUCGUGCAAAAGCAAUAUGACCUCUUGGGAAAGCCAUGGCCCUUUAACCGAGCAGGUGAAGUGAUUGCAUUGUGCAUUAACUCCACCAUGUUAACAACAGCCAUCAUCAACAGCAUCCUGGUUUUGGUUUACGUUGGAUCGUAUUCUGAGCACUCCAUCACUGCUCAAGACAUCCACUAUCCGAACCACUUGUCUGUGUACGCGUUGACAGGAUUUGCCGCGGUCCACUUCAGCCUCUCAGUGUUGUGGCUCGGCUUCUAUAUCCUGUCCUAUAGUGGCUGGAUCAUCGAAACGAAGGUGGACGAGUGGCGUGAAGAGCAUCCACAGUUGCAAAGUCAGCUGAACUCUACACUUUUUCGCUUGAGCUUGCAGGCCAAGAUUUUCUUCAGUGACGGUCAGUUGAUGUACACGCUGUUUUUGCUGGUGUUUUCAUUUUUGGGCCUGUUCGUGAGUUUCUUAUUCAAUGCUGUAAACACAAUUGAUUUGUGUAUGCGCAUCCCCAUCUUGGCCAAAGUCAUUGAAUCCAUCACCGUCUCGCGGGACCAAGUGGCCGGCACAAUGGUCUUGGGAUUCUGCAUCCAAUAUAUGGCCGUGGGCGCCGGCUUUCUACUCUUCAGUCAGGGGUAUGGAUUUGCGGACAAGGACACCUCAGCGUGCUCGACCUUGAUGGAAUGCUUAAGGGCCCAUUUCGACUAUGGCUUCAGAAGCGCGCCAGUUUGGAGUGGACCAAAGCUCACAUACACCCGCUUCACUUUUGACUAUGUCUACAAUCUGGUGAUCAUUCUGAUCAUGGCAGCGAUUAUUUCUGGAAUCAUUAUCGACACAUUCGCUGAUUUGCGAGAAGAGCAGAAAACCAUCCAAGAUAAGAUGAAAUCGAGCUGCUUCAUUUGUUCUUUGAGCAAGAGUGAGCUCGAACGCAAGAGAGUGAAGUUCGAAAACCACAUCCUGAAGGAUCACUACAUGUGGGCCUAUGCAAGAUUCCUUCUUUACCUCGAUGAAACAGACCCAGCAGAGCUGAAUGGCCCUGAGAGCUAUGUCAAGCAGCAGAUCAAGGAGAACAACACAAGCUUUUUCCCGAUCGCACGCUGCAUCUCAAUGGAGUCUAGCGAUGCUGGUGAGGAACAUUUGGAACGUGAAGUCAGAGUGAAGGACUUGGAUGAAUUCAAAGAGAAGAUGAAUGGUAUGGCAGCAGAUACAGAGAUCAUGGUCCAGUCGGAAAGAGGAAUGAAGGCUGACAUGAAGGAGCUACGAGAUGCCGUAGCACAGCAAUCCCAGAAAGUACAAGCGUUGAACCAACUCCUGACGUCUAAUGAUGAUGAUGACAAGAAAAAGAAAAAGCGAAAAGGAGGCUGAGGCAGCUGAGGCAUAGGUAGGCAUAGAUAGGCAGGCAUAGCAUGCAUAGCAUGCAUAGCUCAUUCCAGACCAGUGGAAGACCAACAACGUCACGUCGUGUUGCUCGCUGAACACCCAUGCGAUCAAGGACUCAAGGAGGAGACAAAGCGCUCUCCCCGGACAAAAAGCAGAGCCAAUGUGCUCACGCCAGGUCAGACUGAAUUCCAUUUCAGGAGGGGUCGUCUUUCGGCUUAAAAUAGCCACGCCAAAUGCACACUUAACACAAUUUGAAGUCGCA
Messenger RNA from Durusdinium trenchii, 12250 nucleotides. The record is from the annotation of a GenBank genome assembly. NCBI's taxonomy places the organism in Eukaryota, Dinophyceae, Suessiales, Symbiodiniaceae.